Molecule: messenger RNA, 690 nt
Organism: Penicillium canescens
Lineage: Eukaryota; Fungi; Ascomycota; Eurotiomycetes; Eurotiales; Aspergillaceae
Product: GNAT family N-acetyltransferase
Exons: 3
Coding region: 1-690 (229 amino acids)
Molecular function (GO): acyltransferase activity, transferring groups other than amino-acyl groups
Source: RefSeq, a predicted model, not a curated record
AUGCCCAUUGAAGUCGUCCCCCUCACGGAGGCGGAUAUCCCCGGCGCUAUCGAGGUGAUUCAGCAGGCUUUCACUGACGAUCCAUAUUUCAAGUGGGUUUUUGAUGAGGAUAAGUUCAACAAACAAAGAAACCAUGAUUCUCUCGCUGCACGUUGUCGCUGGGGAAUCAAAAAUGCAAUUUUCCACGUCGCCAAACAAACAGAACCACUACCCUCCACCACAAACCAAAUCCUAGGCGUAUCCUGCUGGCUCCCCCCAAACCCACCCUCAACCCCCGAAACAUGGACCAGCACACUCCAAAACUGGACCCUAACCUUCUCCCAAAUAGCAAACAACAUCCGAUACAUAGGCCGCGGCGGGCUGCGCACGAACAGGUACUGGAUCUGGAAAGAGCGGCAGGCAGAAGCGCAGAAGCAGAUCUGGAAUGACCCGCUGGGUUACUAUUUUUGUAAUAUUGUUGCUGUUAGUCCGGAUGCGCAAGGGAGGGGCGUUGGGAGGAUGUUGUUUGAGGCUGUUACUAAACGUGCGGAUGAGGAGGGGAGGAGGUGUUAUCUUGAGAGUUCGAAGAGUGUUCCUAAUGUUGCUAUUUAUCAGCGCAUGGGCUUCGAGAUGGCGUUGGAGAUGGAGUGUCGGGAUGGGAGGGAUGCUUGUAUGUUGUACUGCAUGGUUCGGGAUCCGAAGACUCAGUGA